Molecule: messenger RNA, 1298 nt
Organism: Pelagomonas calceolata
Lineage: Eukaryota; Pelagophyceae; Pelagomonadales; Pelagomonadaceae
Source: the annotation of a GenBank genome assembly
GCCAGGCGAACGCUAAAAAACCGCGUCCAGCGCGCCCGCCGCCGCGAGUGUUGACGAGUCAGCCCAGUCACCAGUCACCCGUCACCCGUCCACAGCGAGUCGCGCUGCUUACAAGGCGCACCGCCGCGCAGCAGGCGAGCUCGAGACCAGGGCUGCUGCAGCGCCAUGGCGCCGACGCACAAGGGCUCGAUCCCCUCGCCCGCAAGGGUCCACGGCGCGUUAGGACUCUGCCAGGUCUUGUUUGGCGCCGGCGCCGUCGUCGGCGCGCUGGGGCUCCCUGCAUUCAAUCCAUUAGUUUUCGCUUUACUGAGGGAAGCGCUAGCCGCACCUCUAUUAGCAACAGCAGCCUACCUGACAACAAGAACGACAUUCACCGACGUCGCGCCCUAUAGCCGAUUGUUCGGCGAGUGCGGCACUCUUAUUUUUGGAAAUCAAGUGCUGUUCGUCGUCGGCCUCAAGCUCUCGAAUCCGGUAGCAGGAGCCAUCUGGCAGCCUUCGCAGCCCAUCUUCACGGCGGCUUUGGCCUCGUUCAUCGGCGCGGAGACGCCGUCUCCUCUACGCUUUGCUGGCGUGGCAUUGGCGUUCCUAGGUUGCGCGACGAUGGUCUCGUUUCGCGCCCACGAGACGCACACGAGCGGCGGGAACCUCACGAGGGAGCUCUGCGGCCACGUGUGUUUCUUCGGCAACUGCCUCUGCACGUCCGGAUAUGUGUUGCGGUCGAAGCAGUUGCUUCGAAGGUUCCCGGCGCUCUGCGUGACCGCUGGAAGCUAUGUGGUGGCCGCUCUGUGCAUGCUGGUGACCUGCGUGUUGCUCAACUCGAACGCGUAUAUCGUGGAGUUCUUGUGUCCCGAUUGUACGAGUGCCUGGGCGGUACCUAGAGGCGCAUGGCUACCUUUGCUGUAUUGGGUCCUGUGCCAGUCGUGCGCCGCCUACGCGUUGAUGACCUGGGCGAACCGGGUGGCGUCCGCGUCAUUGGUGUCAGGCUACUCCGCGCUGCAACCGGUGACCGCGGCCGUGCUCGCGGCGGUCGCCGUCGCGCUGGAGUGGGCGCCGGCCUGCACGCCUCUGAGUAGAGGUGGGUCCUGUUUGGCCUAUCCUGGUGUGGGUGAUCUCGGUGCGGUGGGCGUGUUCGCGGGACUUUAUCUGGUCGUCGCGUCGGAGCCGGCGGCGACGUCGUCGCGGGAUCCCGUCGACCCGGCGCCCCUACUAUCGGCGGAGAAGAGUUCCUCCGAGGCGUUGGGGCCCUGAGUGUCCUUUGGUUUUGAUUUUUGUGUGAACUAAAUUUCCAAGCUUAUAGA